Brachypodium distachyon (stiff brome) is the source of this 1373-nucleotide messenger RNA. RefSeq names its product translation initiation factor IF-2. The transcript is spliced from 2 exons. The record is from RefSeq and is a predicted model, not a curated record. Gene Ontology annotation, molecular function: transcription cis-regulatory region binding. Gene Ontology annotation, cellular component: nucleus. Lineage: Eukaryota; Viridiplantae; Streptophyta; Magnoliopsida; Poales; Poaceae. The coding region runs from base 228 to 1007 and encodes 259 amino acids.
CGCACCCGCGGCUGGCACUAGUUCUUCCGGGAUCCGUCCCAGUCCGAGGGCAGAACAGAAGAGAAAGCCACAAGGGCAGAACAGAGCAAUCGAUCAGAGGGGACGACGUGGCACGGCUUAGCGUGCGCCCCCUCUCGCUCUCACGGGCCGCCACCGCGCACGCAAUCAAGCCUUCUCUCCCUCCCUCCCAAAACAAAGCCGACCACCUCCUCCUCCUCCGUCCGCCGAUGUCUGCCACCCGCCGCCGCCGCCCCUCGCCGCCUCCGCCGGCGUGGACCCCGGAGCCGUGGACCGACGGGGAGACCUCCGCGCUGCUCGAGGCCUGGGGCCCGCGGCACCUCCGCGCCGGCGGCGGGCCCCUCCGCACCGCCGACUGGCGCGCCUGCGCCGCCGCCGUCACCGCCCGCCGCGCCGCCGCCGGCCGCGCGCCGCGCACCGUCGACCAGUGCAAGAACCGGAUGGAUUACCUCAAGAAGCGCCUCAGGGCCGAGCGCUCCAGGCCGAGGGGGGCCGACCCGCCGCCGCCGCCGCUCUCGGGCUCCCUCGCCCGGCUCCGCAAACUCCUCAGCCAAGCCCCCUCGGUUCCCCACGGACUCGCGCCCCGCGUCACCGUCACGCCCAAGUCGGAGGAAGAGGACGACGACGACGACGAGGGGGAGGAGCAGAACGGCGGGGCUCCUCUGCACCGCGACUGGCCGCCGGUCCCCAAGCGGCGGCGGACCGCGGUGUCCUUGUCGCCGGUGAGCUCCGCCGCCGAGGGCCACCAUCACGAAAACGGAGGGGUAGGCUGCACGGAGGUGGCGGCGGCUCUCGAUAGGCUGGCGGGGACGUACGAGCGGGUUGAAGCGGCGAAGCAGAAGGAGGCGGCGCGGCUGGAGGAGCGGCGCCUGGAGGCCAUGCGCGACCUAGAAAUCGGACGGAUGCGAGUUCUCGUCGACGUCGCCGUCCCCACCUCCGCCGGUACCGACAAAGCCGCCGCCGCCGCCGCCACACCGGCGGCGGCCUAGUCGAUGAGGUAGAACAAUAGACUGCCCAUGGUAGCCUCCAGACGCCAGUUUGUCUUUUCAGGAGAUCAUUGCAGUGCGGAGAAGCCAAUUGAUGCCAUGGUCUUACCAAAAAUUACAUGGGUUUAGGUUACAGCAAAAGCCUAGCCAGAUACAGGAUAGAACAUUAUGAGAUCAUUUUUUCUCUAGUUCGCUCAUUUCGGGUUUUACAGCUUAGUCUAAAUGUACCGUUUUAUUUUUGCAACUCUGCCAGUCUUAUUGAUGAGUGGUAACUGCUGCUGUAAUCCCCUUUCGUUUCCAGCCGACGAACUAUAAAGCCGUGGAGCAUUAUAUAGGUAAAUAUGAAGGUUUGGUACUUUUAUCCAGUGC